CUUCCAUUUUCGGAACAAACUUUUGUUUCUCAUUUCGGGAUUUCCGUCGUCGCACACAAGGUCGCCUGAUCACGUUUCGCCCCUUUUCCAUGUACUUCUCCACCAUUCAUUCUCCUUCACCAUAAAGACGUACAGACCACAAGCACACGCCUCUUGACAGCAUGGCUUCGUCCAACUCACCCCCCGCGGGUUCUCAUUCGGCAAUGAAGGCUAACAUCAACAGCCCUCGCACCCCCUCCUCGAGCUCCUCAUCCAACAGCUCCGGUUCCUCUGAAAGCACACUGGUCGCAACGCCGGCAUCCUCUGUCUAUGCCAGGCUGACCGACGAUGAGAUUGCCGCCGUGCAGAUCCAGAACCUCAAGGACGUCGUCGACUUUCGCAAAUCGGCCGACUGGGUGGAGCAGGCGGUGCAGAACACGCUCGUCACUCUCCCCACCUACCGUAUCGGCGUCCGCUACGCGCACACUCGUCUCAAGACCCAAAGAGAGACCAUCGAUUAUCUGGAGGGCGAGUUCGACAAACGCUCGCUCUCCGACGGCCAUCGCGGAGUGAGUAGGAACGUGGAGGCGGGCGUGAAGGAGGCUCAGCACCUCGAUGAUGAUGACUGGUUGAACAACGCCACGUUCAAGGAAAUGAAGGAAGAGAUCACGAUCGCGGCGUUCGAACGGAGGGCGAAAGAGUUUUCGGAAGUCAACAUGAGGCGCAUGUUAGAGGAUGUGGAUGUCCUCGAACAGCUCAAAGCGCAAGGGCGUGGGCCGAUCCCAUGCCCUCCAGAAGGCCAUCCCGACAGCUUUGCUGCACGCGAGCAUCAGAAAGCAAACAAGUCAAAAGUCCGUGGAAUCACUUUUCACCGUGGCGGCGGGCGGGCUGCUAUUGCCAGCGCUGGGACUGGGCGGGGUCACGUUACGGAAGGGCCAGGCGUGAACGGAUACGGGGCGGGCGACGGCAGCCGUGCAGGGUUUGGUGGAGACAUGGGCAGUGUUCGUGGUCGUGGUGAAGGAUUUAUGAACAAUCAUCGCGGACGCGGCAGCCACGGUGCGAACUCCUGGGGUCGCAGUCGCGGUCGUGGCCGUGGCAUCUGAGGAGUUUCCCGCUGGAUCUCUCUUGACCUUGGUUUCAACGAUCGGUCUGGACACCGACCUCAGAGGGGGCUGCUGGUCUGGUUAUGUGCUCCUGGGUCCGCUUGAGAUGCGAUGAGUGUGUGGCGAUGCUGCAUAAUGGGUGCGACGACAGCAUAGCUAAGCUCGCUCUAACGGCUAGCGACGAAUGCGACAGGCAUAAGAUACACUUCCGGCAUCUUGCUCUCCACAUCCACUAUCGCGCUGCGCAGUUCCCCUCCACAUCCUCUCGCUCGGUCAACACCAAGCACACGCCCCUAUUUCUUGGCCUUGGCCUUCCCCUUGCCUUUGGCCUUCUUUCCCGCCGGCGCG
Molecule: messenger RNA, 1430 nt
Organism: Neohortaea acidophila
Lineage: Eukaryota; Fungi; Ascomycota; Dothideomycetes; Mycosphaerellales; Teratosphaeriaceae
Exons: 2
Coding region: 162-1082 (306 amino acids)
Source: RefSeq, a predicted model, not a curated record